AUGUCAAAUAAGAAGAUACUUGGUACAGGAAAACGUAAUAGUACGAUGCAACAUCGUAUUCGCUUCACUACUAAGCGACCUUCGACGGUUUUGCCGCCUAUGGAACUUCCGUUUCCACCAACCAUAAAUCCUGAGUUUUUAGUAUCGAAAAUCUCCACCAAGAAGGUUCUAGCAAGAUUUCCGAACGAUCUUUCACCCAUGAUUUCUCAUGCUUGGAAACAAGAAAGUGAAGUCGUUAAAGAUGCCUAUACUCGCUUAAGUUUACAGGCCGAAAAAUUAUAUCUUCGCCGUGCUCAAUUUUACUCGGAAGUGCCGGUCUUGACACGCCCAAUUGCGCAAAGAAAAAUCCCGCCAAUUUUCUCAUCCAACCUCGACAGCACUAAUGAAGAACAUCUUUUCAAUUCUCCUUAUACUUGUUCUGCUUCAACGUCACCGACCAUGGAAUUUGAAGAUUUUUUCAAAACUUCAUCUGAACCUAAUAACGCUCGAGAAGAACAAAAUAAUCUCGAUUCGGCCAAUGAUAACAAAUUCGUUCCUGACUGCGGUAAUAUAAAGAUUCCUGGAUUUGCUCAAUUGGUCCAAGAAAAUUGCGUAUAUGAUCCUUUCGAAAUUUACAUUGAUGCAAACACGUUGGGAUUCAACUAUCAUCAUAUGGAUUUCUUUGCUUCUUUAGGAACUGCCAAUUCUUCAUCUGAAAAUUAUCAAAAUGAAGGAAUUCUGACUGAUUUCUCGCCGAUUGUUUCUUCUUAA
Molecule: messenger RNA, 750 nt
Organism: Ambispora leptoticha
Lineage: Eukaryota; Fungi; Glomeromycota; Glomeromycetes; Archaeosporales; Ambisporaceae
Source: the annotation of a GenBank genome assembly